Messenger RNA from Pogona vitticeps (central bearded dragon), 2100 nucleotides. Its product is annotated as extracellular serine/threonine protein kinase FAM20C. NCBI's taxonomy places the organism in Eukaryota, Metazoa, Chordata, Lepidosauria, Squamata, Agamidae. Gene Ontology annotation, cellular component: Golgi apparatus. Gene Ontology annotation, molecular function: phosphotransferase activity, alcohol group as acceptor. Gene Ontology annotation, biological process: enamel mineralization; protein phosphorylation. The record is from RefSeq and is a predicted model, not a curated record.
UUCUGCAUGAACAAAAAUCUUUGCUGGAGAACCAUUUUUUCCCACUGCAAAGGAUGGUCAGUACGUAAGUGGGGAAGUUUCUUGAUUUUUUUUUUAAGCUACAUAUUUUGCUGGAAAAUCUUGAACCUCUGCCCUUUUCCUCUGGACUGUAAUGCCGGGAAAACCAUUUGUUUUGCUACAUGGGAUUCUUCAACCCUGCUAGGGGACUCAAGCUACACAUUUCUUUUCUUACUCACAUGUAGAACUUUGCCGUCUAGUUGUAUCUUGCUUCCAGAACUCCAAGAGGAUGGUACGGUACCUGCCUCCUUUCAUCCAAAGGAAGCUUAAAGCCAUUGUUUGUUCUCUCCUCCUGUUAGUGGUCCUAAUACACAUGGUGUUGGACUUGACACACUCCACAGGCCACGAUUCUUGUGAAUGUACCCUCAAAGUAGCAGAUCCUGUGGGCCACCCACUACUUAAUCACAUACCGUCAGUAGAGAACAAGCUGAAUCUGAGGAUUCUUCAAGACUUCAGUGGUAGCAACAGUUCCCUGGAGAAAGGAUUUCACUCAACUGAGCUAUCACACAGAGACAGCAGGAAUAGCACACUUGUCCACAGUCAGAAUGGCGAGCAACAAGCAGAAGAAGAAAAACCAACGUGGACAGGAAGAUCGAAGCUGGCUGCCCUUUUUGAAAAUCCACUCUAUAUGAUUUCAAAUCCCAAGAUUACAAAUAAAGAUAAGUUGUUUGGUGCCAAACCAAAACUGAACUUCUUUGUGAAGAGUAGUGGGAGCAAUGAAAGGGUCAACAGUGAGAAGGCAGAUGCGACUCUUCAAAAACACAAUGCCAGUCCUCCUUGGCUACAUUUUUACAGUGGCAUCAAUCGCUAUGAACUGUAUGCUCGCCAUGACCCUGCUCGCCAGGCCUUGAUGGAUGAUUUGGCCACACAGAAAAUUAUCAGUUCAGUCCAGAAGCCUGGAGGGACACAACUGAAGCUGAUCAUGUCUUUCCCAAAUCAUGGGGAAGCCCUCUUCAAACCUAUGAAGCAGACUAGAGAUCAGGAGACUCCUGCAGACUUCUUCUACUUCUCAGACUUUGAGCGACACAAUGCAGAAAUAGCCGCCUUUCACCUGGACAGGAUUCUGGAUUUCCGAAGAAUUCCUCCAGUUUCUGGCCGUUUGGUGAAUAUAACCAAGGAGAUUCGUGACAUCACAACCGACAUGAAACUGUUUAAGACAUUCUACACCUCUCCAGCUGGCAAUAUUUGCUUCUAUGGUGAAUGUUCCUAUUAUUGCUCCACUGAGCAUGCUUUGUGUGGCAAACCUGAUCAACUCGAGGGCUCUAUGGCAGCCUUCCUGCCUGACAAAGAACUUGCUGCCCGACAGUCCUGGAGGAGUCCCUGGAGGCGUUCUUACUCCAAAACUAAAAAAGCUGAGUGGGAACUGAAUGAAGAUUACUGUGCCAAAGUGCGACAGACCUCACCCUACAACAAGAUUUCCCGACUUCUUAGCCUCAUCGACAUGACCGUGCUUGAUUUCCUAAUGGGAAACAUGGAUCGCCAUCAUUAUGAGACCUUUAAGAAGUUUGGCAAUGACACUUUCUUCCUCCAUCUGGAUAAUGGUCGAGGGUUUGGAAGGCACUCUCAUGAUGAAAUGUCCAUUCUGACUCCUCUCCGGCAAUGCUGCAUUAUUAAAAAGUCAACAUUCUUGAGGCUGCAGCUUCUCGCUACAGAGCCCUAUCACUUGAGCGAUGUCAUGCGUGAGUCUUUAGCUACAGACCACCUAUCACCCAUCUUAUCUGAGCCUCACUUGGAGGCACUGGACCGGCGGCUCCAAAAGAUACUUGCUAUGGUGUCAGACUGCAUGAAGAAGAAAGAAAAAGAAGAAGUGCUGAUAAACGAUUUCAAAGGAGAGCAGUAUUUGAUCUUAGAGAAGCAAGGGAAGAAGACUGAAUGAGGCAAUCACCGGACUUGUUGCCUUUUAAGUGACAUCUCUUAGUGCCUCUUCUGUACUCAAGACUUGCCACAAGGAACUCGCUGGCUGGCUGUACUGUGAGACUAUAGGAACAUAAAUGGUUUAGGGAGCAAUCCCAUAGUAGGCAGGUUUAUAAUCUAUUAGGAAAA